Molecule: messenger RNA, 1044 nt
Organism: Effrenium voratum
Lineage: Eukaryota; Dinophyceae; Suessiales; Symbiodiniaceae
Source: the annotation of a GenBank genome assembly
AUGGCCAACCGCGAGUGGAUCUUCAAGCAGAGGCCGGGGCCGGAGGGCUUCAAGGCCUCGGAUCUGGAGCUCCGGGAGUGCCCGGUGCCCAGCUGCGGCGAGAACCAGGUGCUGCUUGCGACGCACUUGAUGAGCAUGGACCCCACCAUGCGCAAUGCCAUGGCGGGCGAGGAUGGCGCCGCCCGCACCGGCGGCUCCGCCUACUGGGCCUUCAUGAACUGGACGCCCGGCAAGGUGGUGGAGUGGACCAUUGCAGGGGUGGUUCUGGAGUCGAAGGCUGAAGGAUUUGCCAAGGGCGAGGUGGUCGUGACCUCGGCGCCCUGGCGCGAGAUCAACGCGGUGGAGGCGGAGACGUGUCGGAAGAUCCCGGAGGGCGUGGCACCCUCCGCAGCUUUCUCCUGCCUGGAGCUCACAGCCAAGACAGGUUUCUGCGGCGUGAAGUUCGUGGCGCGGCCCAAGGCGGGGGACGUGGCCUACGUCUCGGGGGCGGCGGGCGCCACGGGGCUGGUGGCCUGCCAUACCUUCAAAAACCUGGGCUGCCGAGUCAUCGGCUCCGCAGGGACCAAGGAGAAGGUAGAGAUGCUGCAAGCCCAAGGCUUCGAGGCGUUCAAUUACAAGGAGGAGCCGGUGCUGGCUGCUCUCAAGAGAAUCGCCCCCGAUGGCCUGAAUGUCUGCUUUGACAAUGUGGGCGGCGAAACGCUGGAAGCCAUGCUGGACAUGCUGAACGACGGGGGCUCUGUGGCGCUCUGCGGGGCCAUCUCGCAGUACGACCUACGCCCCGAGGCGCGCAGCGGCGUGCGGAACCUCUUCCAGGCUGUGGCCAAGAAGCUCCGCAUCGAAGGCUUCUUGCUCUUCCAGUUCACUCCGGAGGAGCUUCAGGACUGCAGGGACACCAUGCUGUCCUGGAUGAAGGAGGGCAAGAUCUCAGACUGCUGCACCUUCGUGGAUGGCUUCGAGAACCUGCCGGAUGGCAUCCUGGGCCUGUUCCAGGGGACCAACACUGGAAAGAUGUUGGUGCGGGUGCCGGUCGACUCCAAGCUUUAA